Molecule: messenger RNA, 4577 nt
Organism: Anopheles moucheti
Lineage: Eukaryota; Metazoa; Arthropoda; Insecta; Diptera; Culicidae
Gene: dap
Product: cyclin-dependent kinase inhibitor 1B
Exons: 3
Coding region: 975-1724 (249 amino acids)
Biological process (GO): regulation of cell cycle
Cellular component (GO): nucleus
Molecular function (GO): cyclin-dependent protein serine/threonine kinase inhibitor activity
Source: RefSeq, a predicted model, not a curated record
GUUCGGUUUGCCAGGAUCGAGCUCCCGCAGUUGUGUAUUUCGCCUUCGAAGUGAACGAAUUCAGGAAUAGCGAUCUGCAGUGAGAUCGUUGCGUGCAGAAAGUGAAUGUGUAUUCCCGUUGCUGAGAAAGUGAAGUUUACGUGUGACAUUUGCUGUGUACAAUCGUGCUUUCUUUGAACCGACGCGCGUUUGUGAAAUCGGACGAAUGAUUGUCGCGAGUAAAGAAUACAAAGCGUCUGCGCUAUAGUUUUACACUGGGUGCGUGAUGUGAGAAUAGAUGAAAAAGCAGUUCAACAUUACUUCGAUGGGAAAAUAAAUGCUCAAAUGAAUAUAUAACGCACGAAACAAAACGGCCAGUGGUAGCAAAUUAUAAACAGGUUGGGCCCCGUUACGAGACACAUGAAUAUAACCUCAAAUUUGAGCUGAAAAUCAUCGCAACACUCACACAUCUACUUGCGCUUGCGUGAGUCAAGCCAGUGUAGCAGUGCAACAACAGCGACGAGUACGUUUGUAGUAGUGUUCGAAUCGUUUGAAAAACAAGUGUGGUUCCGCGCGUGCGUGUAUGCGUACGAGGGUUUUGAAAAACGAACGAUAAAGAAAAUAGUGGCUUUGGAGUUGGUUGUGAAGUGCAAAAACUGUGGCGAUUGAAUGUUUGCAACAAUUGGAAAUUAUUUUGUUGGUAUUACUGUGCCACGGUAUAAUCGUCCUUGAAUGAAGGGCUGCAGACAAAGUUUCAAUGCGUGCAAAGUGCAGGACGCCAUCUUAAUGUAGAGAUUUGCAACACAUAGGAAAAAAACGCUGCCCCGUUGUGUGUCAGAUUGACAAGUGCAAAAUAACGGAGCGUGUGUAUACAAACAGAGACGCAGCGUCGUAAGCAGAAAACUUUGAAGAAGUAAAGAAACCCUUGCAUUUGGGACACACCAAAAGUGGCGGAAGGUUUACUGGUGUAAAAUUACAAAAAAUCGCACUACACAAUGGGAGCGCAGGUGUACUUCAACAUGAUGGAAACGUUGCACUGUUCGGUACCACCGCCAGUGAAAAUCGGCCACAGGCAUUCCGCGACGAAAACAAAACUAACCAGAACCAAAAGGAAUCUGUUCGGUGCGGUUAAAUCUGAUGAAGUUAAGCAGAUUUACGUGGCUCAAAUGCAGCUGCAGGAAGAAGAAAAGAAGCAAAAAUGGAACUUCGACUUCCGCCACGGCAUUCCACUGAAUGGGACGAUGCAAUGGGAGCAGGUUAACCGUGUCCCGGUGGUACCGAUUUGGAGUACCCAGGCUGCACAUGUUCUAACUGUCGCCAAUUCCUCUGGCGUUAAACGAACGAGUAGCAUCAGCUCAGAAGAUUGCCUUUCGUCGGAAGAACUGUUGGAUGAGCGAGCGGAACGUGCCAACCGAGACUUCGGCGGGGAUGUAGAAUCCCAUGAUGAGUCACAAUCUUCAAAUCCCUCGACACUGCCGCUGGAACAAGUAAAGGAAGCGAUACUGCCCAGCCCUCCCCAGCGCACCGGUUCGCCAAAGCCUUCGUCGUCGAAGGGUUCGAAAAUGAGGCAGCCGCAAAUUACAGAAUUUAUGAAAGAACGCAAGCGUCGCUUAUCGUCCAACGUUCCGGUGGAGAAAAUUUCCGCCAAAAAGGUACGCAUGAUGUUGGCGAACCCCGAGAAUGGCGUUGGCCAGCAGCAGCAGCAGCAGCAGCAGGAGGAGGUUGCAACUUCAUCAGCAAACUAAUAAACAGUGCCAUCUGAUGCGAGUGGAGAAGAAUCAGGACCAACAAAUCUUUAUUUCUACAACACAGCCGACACUUUCCCAAGACGACCGACGGAAUCCGAUUAUCAAUGCAGCGCACCCGAAGUGUAAACAGUAUAUCAUUAUAUUAUUGGCCUCCUGUUUGCGCUACCCUUUGGUCAUCGCGUUUUCGUUCAAAAACUGUCCCGCCUGGCAAACGGUUGAAUAGUUCAUGUUCAACAGCUUUUACUAUUAGUACUAGUUACGUCACUAUAACUUGAACAUUUCUUAUAUCUUUAGUCAAUUUUUCCAUGAAAUUGUAUCGUACCAUUAUAUUUGGUAUGAGUUUGCUUUGUAUAAUUGUUUUUUAACAAUGGUACAGAAUUUUGAUGCAAUCAUAGCGUAUAUUUUUUAAUCUGUUCUGCACAUUUCUCCAAUUACGAAUCAUCCUAUCGGUAAUAACGUAAAAGGGAACCUAUUCCAUAAGCACGCUUUAUUGCUAUCCGUUGGUCUAUUGUUUCUUUUUUUUUGAGUUGAUCUAUAUUUAUGUACAUGUACAUUCGCCAAUUUAUAUAUAUUUUUUUGGAUAUCUACAAUAAAGUAAUUAUUCUCAAUUAAUUCGACGGGGGAGGUAUAGACGAACCGCGCAACCAUCAUGUAAGGUUUGGUUGUACUGCUAGCUUGCUAUAACCGAUAGAAGCACCGCAAUUGUGGAUCAAGAGAUUCAUCCUGAUCUAUCGCUUAAUACAAGCUAAGGCUUCCAAACGCGGUAGAAACGUUCUACGAGAAGUAAAAUAGUAAAAUUAGCGUGUAUAUAUUUAAUUUCGUCGUACUACGUUUACAGCAGAAAACAUUUUCCUUUGCAAACCCCUGUUUUUACAAGGGAAAAUUAUUUUCUUGCUUCGCGAUUAUCAUGCGCCACAUAUUGUUAGAUGUUUGAUAAGAUCUUCGACAAUUGUUUGUUGAAAAAAUGAUCUCAUCUCGUACCUAAUGCUUGCGCAAGAAAAUUAAUGUCGUGUUAUUCAUAAAUGUUAUGCGCAAGUGUUCCUCCUACCUUCUAAACUUUCCUAGUCUUUUCUUUUGUUUAUUUUUUUUUCUUUUCGUCUAUUGUGAAUCUAUUGCGGUGGGCUAUCCUGCCUUUAGAAGGUAUUUUGUCUAGUAUAGUAUAGUUAAGAAACUAAAACGUUUAAUUCUAAGCAUUGUCGAAGCGCAAACACUCGUUACGUUUAGUUCUCGUGCCAAAUCGAGAGUGGAUACUUGUAACAUAAGUAUAUAGUCUAACGAUACGCACAUUUGCGAUACGGUGACAGGUUCAUUUUCGUAGCGAGAUAUGGCAUAGAAAAGGCACGAUUUGAUUUGUGCCGGUAGCUGUUGUGGAUGGGAUAGAUCAAAUAGUUCCUUUUCGUCAAUGGCAUAUCCACUUGCAAGUAAACUAUUCUGCUGGGAGUAUAAAUACAUCGUGAACAACAUUUAUCGUUACCAUAGACGAAUAGCAAACGUGAAAAGAUUCCGCGGAAAAUGGGCGACGCAUAUACAAACAACAAAAUCUAAAGAAAAUAUAAUAUUUACCAGCAAAUACAGAAAUCAAGUAAUGGAAAUGAUACAAUAAAACAGGUUUCUCUAAAAUAUUUGUAAAAAAAAACUCUCGCUCUAUGCUUUUUUUCGCUAUUACCGAUGGUGAUUGUAUGCAAAACAAUAAUUUAUGCAGUAGGGUUAAUGAAAAAUUUUCAAAGAAAAGAAUGAAAUUAGGGUAAUGGCUAAAUGUUUAGUAUUACACAUCGCUAGAAGAAACACAAAGUUAGCACCUUUGCUAAAAUGCGAAUAAUUGACUCAUGGAUAAAAUAAUUAUGCGCGCUAAACUCAUUGCCACUGGCCUGAUUUUGUAAACACAGCCCACCCUUUUAUAAUUGUUUAGCGUUUUGUGAGUAUUAGGCAGAGGCAGAUACUUGUGUACAGAAGGCAGCACGAUAUAGUGCGUUUAGUGUUAGGUGCUUGUAUGAAUUUUGAUAGAAGGUUCAAUUGAAAGAUUUUAGGUUUCUUAGGAAAAGUAGCGGAAGUUUCAGUUACAGAAGAUAUUUAAAGUUUGCAUCCAAAUAGUAGUCGUCCUUUGAAGACGUUUUAUGCACCAUAACGAAUAAUAUGGACCAAAACAUUGAACAAAAACAGAAGGAAAAUUCCUUUUUUUUAAAUUCACAUAAAUGCAGAAUAAAAGCAAGAACCUGAUAAUACAUAAAGAUUAUAAGCAAAUCGAAACGGUUGGAUCUCUUUUUAGAUAUGUGCUAAGUACUGUAAAGACAAGUAAGCGAUAGAUAAAUAUCUAAAAAAGGAGACGGUCGAUGAGCGAAGUGCAAAAUUAUCCGAUAAACAAAAAAAAACAGCCACAAGAAAAAACACCACAAACACAAUCAAAUCUGAUGUAAUUAAAACAGUUAAAAACGUAAAGUUAGCAUAGAACCUCAUGUAGAACAAAAAGUUCCCUCUGGACAAAUCAACAUAUUUACCGUAUUAAUGGCGAAACAACUAAUCAAACAAACACAUCCACACGCAGAAGAAUACUAUAUAGUAGUGAACAUGUUAGUCAAUCACACAACAGUAGUAACCAGCACACCGUUUAACCGUGGUUAAGUGUAAAGUAAAGCAUGGGCGAAGGAACCACGAUCCGUAACCAGGCAACGUGCAAUAUGAUUGGGCACAGUGAAAAAGGAUAAUUUUAUUUUGUUUUUCGCCCGACUGUACUCAUUGUACCCUUGGUUCAGUUAGUGGUUCUUCAGUGAAGAAGGCGGAAAUAAAUCACAUAAAAUUUUAUUUGCACUCAAUGAUGGACGAUCGAAUGUAAGCGAUUGGAAAGGCGAUAAA